Bolinopsis microptera is the source of this 2069-nucleotide messenger RNA. RefSeq lists its product as uncharacterized. Bases 1 to 1365 code for a protein of 454 amino acids. NCBI's taxonomy places the organism in Eukaryota, Metazoa, Ctenophora, Tentaculata, Lobata, Bolinopsidae. The transcript is spliced from 7 exons. The record is from RefSeq and is a predicted model, not a curated record.
AUGGUUCGUGUCUACAAGCUGGAUAGACUGAAAAUGACUAAAGAGCUACUGGCCAUUGAGAAGUCAGCAGCAAUAUGCAGGAGAGACAACUUCGACAAGUACAAGUACCCUUGUUUUUGGGAUCCUGACGUACCGUCCAUUGUUGAGGGGUACAAGCCUGUUGUGAUUGGUCACGUGAGCCGAGCUAAAGCUAAGGAACCUGCACCGAUGCUGUACGGAGAGGAGCCCAGCGCUUUCCUGCCACCCACAAGGGACCAUGGCAACCUGCGGAGGUGCAGCAGUGAGAGCAGUCUGGAGUCCAAUCUUGAUACUGCUAGUCAGAUCAUGGAGGGGAUCAGGAGGAUCCAAGUGGAGGCGUGCUCGAGGCAACCCAAGCAACUGGUUAAGAAAGUGAUAACCAUGGGGAGAUUUGUGAAUGAGUUUGAGUGGCUAGACACCAAGCACACUCAGUGGUUUAUGGAUAACACAGUGAAGGUGUUUCAUAAGAAUCUCAUGGCUGAUAUGAGGAGAGAGGCUGAGAAAGAGCGGUUAGAAAAGGUCAUGUUGCUUGCUGAGAGAAAUAAAGGUUUCAACACAGAUGUCUACAGAAGAUCGCUCAACGUUGUUGACAAGGACGUCAAAUACUCCGAGAAAGAGGGUCGGUUACUAGCAAAGAGUCUGGACAUACUAUCUAAAGAUGCAAGAAGAGUGUCCAGAAACAUGGAUGCUGAGCAGAGAAACUUGAUAAGACGCUCCACCAGCGUUCAUGCAAAGACCGAUAUCUCGUAUUCAAGUAGAAGAAUAACUCUAUCAGAAUCACCCUCCUCGAUGCCUCAUACCAACCUUUAUGGUGAAGCUAACACCUUUACUAACAGCUGUUCUAACCUCAGUAGGUACAGCUACCGCUCACAGUCACCAGAAGAUCCUGUCAGGAAGAUCUCCGGGUCCUCCAAGUACUCGGACAACAUGAUGAAUGACCUUCGUUUAAUAGCCAACCGAGCACUGUCUGACCUGGACAAGACCAAACCUACUGGUCGAGACCGGAGCAAUAGUUGGGGUAUAAUAAAAAGGGAGUCAAUGAAGGAGCGGAAGAACAGUAAAGCUGACAACUUACUACAGCAGAAUAUCUCUAGGUGGCACAAUAGUUACCAGCGAGCUGCUAAUACUUCUCCAGGCUCGAAUGAAUCCCUAAAAAUGAACAAAGCCUUAGAUAGGAGCAGAAAAACGGGCUACACAGCGGAUAUGAACAGAUCCUAUAGUUGCGACCUGCCCCGGAUUGAGGGAGAUCGUCCCCCGUCCAGACUCUCACGUCGCUCUGAACCCGUUAUAGCGCUAAACAAGUACAGUCCUCACCAUGAUGUGUACUUACCCAAUAUCGGGAAGUGAGGGGCAUGUUAUUAGAAAUAGGAUUAUAGUUUAUAGUUGUACAGUGUUGUGUUUAACUAGGUUUAGUUUGAAAUAUUUGUGCCUGCUUAAUAAUAAUUAGAGUUUGAAGAACUUUAAGAGUUUGGUUUAAUCCAGAUAUAGCUUUAGCUAUAUUAUGAUAGUUUUUAGUAAUGUGUAUUAAAAACUGUAUUUAAGUAUUAAUAUAGCUUUAGAACGUGUUUUAUAUGUAUGAUGAUUACAUGGAAUUGGAAUUUGUCCAGAUAGACCCUUUGGCCCGGGUCCUAUUUGCUAUAAUGGCCCGCAAACAAAGAGUCAGUCUUUUUGUGAACCGGAAGUGUAGCAACGUGUGUAUGUAAGUAUGUGUGUGUUUAUACCUGAGUCUCUGCGAGACAAGCAGGAACCCGUCUAACGUCCUAAAGUGGUGAGACAACAAUACAAGGAGCCGUAAUUUUGAAUGAGCAAGCCUUGGUCACGUGACAGGCAUGUUAAAUUUAAACAUAUAAUCAGGCCUACAAAUACAUCUUUUGACAAUGAUAAAUGUAUCAUUAGACGCGGGCUCCUAGUAGGUUACUAUUUACGUGUUUAUUGUUAAAAUGAAAUAUUGCUCGCUCGGUAUCUCGCUGUAAACUCUGAUAUAUAAAUUCGUGGUUUAAUAACAUAUUUUGUUGAUAUACUCAAUACUCACAUACGCCGUGCUACUUGAC